Paramisgurnus dabryanus is the source of this 4900-nucleotide messenger RNA. RefSeq names its product stonin 1 (gene ston1). Gene Ontology annotation, biological process: intracellular protein transport; regulation of endocytosis; endocytosis. The record is from RefSeq and is a predicted model, not a curated record. Lineage: Eukaryota; Metazoa; Chordata; Actinopteri; Cypriniformes; Cobitidae. Gene Ontology annotation, cellular component: clathrin adaptor complex.
UAUCAUGCUAAUAUGUCUACCGUUUCUAGCUGUACAUCAGUUGUUUGCGGUGUUUGGUAAGUUUAAAGUUAAACAAAGAACUAACGUUAGACAAUAAAGCAGAACGGGCGGAAUCAGAUUUUUACAGCGGGUUAAACGAUUAUAAAAACAAAAAUGGAUAGGUUUUUGAUAUAGUUUUGUAGACUGAGUUUCUCUAUACAUCACAUUCUGAUGAAAGAUAUUCACAGUACGUUAAAUCUGCUUGUUUUUUAUAUAAAUUGUUAGGGUUAUAUUUUUUAGUUGUGUGUUAUGCUGCUGUAAAUCGCGGGCGUCAAGUAAUAAUACAAAGCAAAGUAACUUUACUUUUGAAGUAUAAAGUUUUAUAUUAACCUAAAGUGUGAGUUUUCUACAGAUAUAAACUGAUAUAAAUAUCAUAUUUUAACUACCAUGGUAUUUGGAUUCACCACAAUACUGUACAUUAGGAAUUGUGAUUUUACGCUACAUAAACAUGAGGAGCUCAGAUGCAAAAGCCGCUAAACUCCGUCCAAAAUGAAAUAAUGAUGUUAAAGGAGCUGUGUACGUGUAACAUUGACCUCUAGCGACUGAACUUGGUAUCUAAACUUGGUAUAAACUGAAAAUAUUGGAGAUCUCUCUCAGGUUGUCAGACAUUUAUAACUCAAUAACUCAAUCUGCGUCUCGUUUCGGAGGUUGCGUGCACCAAAGGUCUCAUUUAAGCAACUGUCCCUACCCAAAUAUCCAGCUAUGACAGCAUAACUGGUGAGCUGGUUUUAGCUGAAAAAACAGCUGACCCACCAGCUUGAUCAGCUUUGCCAGGCUAGGAGGACCACCUUAAACCAGCUACUGCCACCCUAAACCAACUAAAACCAGCUACAAGCUAUGUUGGUCUUAGCUGGAUUUUUCUGUAUGGGGUAAUAACUGCCCUGCUGAAAAAACAGCAUAAGACCAGCAUAAUUCCCAUGCUGGUUUGGUCACAUUCAAAAUGUCCUGAAAAUGAUAUGUGAAAAAGAGUGGGAACCCUGUUUUAGGAGUAUAAAUGUUUUUUAUCAGUUUUGUCUUUCUCAGUCUUAUAUUAGACAAUGGGUGCUUCUUAAUUCAUUUCUUAUUUGUGCAUCCUUGUUUCCUUUCCUUGCUUGCUUUCGCGAGGACGGAGGAGACGAAGUAUUAAGUGAAAUGAUAUCCUCUUUCCUUACUCUCUAUAUAAAGUUUAUUUUCUGUUAUCAAAUUAUCAAGUGCACGAAAACCCCUAAAUAUUUAAUAAAAUAAAUUAAAUACAUACCUGAGUUAGAGUUCAUUUCCUUACUACAUUAAAAUAAAGACAUUCUUAAAAGUGCUGUAAAAUUUAUAUACAGUAUGUGUCUAUACCACUGAUCAUUUAUAUAGAUCAGUGGUUUAAACAUAAAUAUUAAAUAUGCAGUCUGAAAUGAGUUUACAUUUACAAAAAUUUAAUGAUUAAUAGCAAGAUUUAUGUGUGUUUAAUGAUGUGACGAUGUGAACGGGGAGGAGAUUUAUACGUGCCUCAGGUUUAGUUGAUAAAACACUUUCGCAUAUUGAGAAGCACCCAAUGUUUAAGUUACACCAGACUUCUCUAUUUUAGGAGUUUAUUUUGUCCUGCACUGUUCACUAUUGGACAAUGUGUAAAAAAACAUUUUAGAUUGCAUCAGAUUUACUUUGUAUUGUUAUAUAAAACAGUGAUUGUUAACUGGUGGGCCUCGUACACAGUGUAGAAUACAGACAAAUGCAUUUUAUUUUUAUUUUUCAGUUGACAAAUCUUGUUAUUGUCACAUAAGAUUGUUCUUAUGAAUUUAUAUAAAUUAAAAUGCUUAGUCAAGAUGUCUGAUCUAAAAGCCUAUUUAUAUUUGAAUAUCACAACAUCAGAGAAUUUUAUUUUAUUCAUAUGCAGUAACACUACGUUACUGUAUGGAUCGUUUUCUGAAAAGAAACCCUGAUGUGGGAGACGCCCAAGUAGCAGUGCUUUGCCUUCUGAGAAUAUAUUCCCAGUUAUAUACUGUUAAAAGAUGUCUGUGUCUCAUAUGACCUUGUUAUUUGUACACGGUGUCACUAUACAAAUCACAACACAUCACUGUAAUCAAUUAUUGGGAGCAGUAUGCUAGCUGGAGCCAUUCACUUCCAGUCUUUGUGCUAAGCUAAGCUAGCGGGGGCUGCAUCAGACAGAGUUACAGCACGCACGGAGAUGAGAAAGAUUACUUCUGUGGCUGUUUUUUCCCUGAGAAAAGCCUUGUGAAAGACAUCCUGUUUACAAACAAAACAAUGUGCUCCAUGAAUCAUCCAUCCAACUGGGUUACAUUUGAUGAUGAAGGGACAUCCUUCUCCUCACCCCAGAAACCACUGCUCUCUUCAAACUCAGGUUUAGUACCGCGCCCAAAUGGUUUGAAACUUGUUCUCCCUUCCAUGGGAAGUGAAACAUGGAGCUUCAGCACAUCCCUGGAAUCCCCAUUGUUGGAUUUAAGCCUUGACGAAAGCUUACAAGUGCCCAGUAACACUCCCAUGUGCACUCCGGUGAAGACAACACCAGCAGGUCAGUCGCCCUUUCAUUAUGGACUUCAGGAUCAACCAGACUAUUUUUCAAGCACUUUUACCAGCUUUUCUCCAGGAUUUCAAAAAGACCCCAAUUCAAUCACCCCAUCCCAAGAUAAAUUGGGUCAUUUAAACCCUGCCUGGGUAGAAGCCGAUCAUAAACGACUGUCUCGGAGCUCAUCGUCAGACUCUGACUCUGGUCCCGGUUUACCUCGUUUCUUCAUCCGUACCAAAGACGGUAACGAGCCGCCCCAGGACCACCCUCAGUACUCCUACUCUUAUAUAUGCCAUGAACUUGAACGACUGAGAACAGAAGAGAACGAACAAGAGGCUAAUGACGGGAAACUGGACAAAGAGAAUUAUAUUUCAGCUUUAGGGAAUAUUCAAGGUAAAGAGAUGAUUAGAACCCCAUCCUUUGUUCCUCAAGGAUUGUUCCUCAGUCAGAGUAGGCACGGUUGGUCAUUGAUGCUCAGAAUUCCAGAGAAAAAGAACCGCAUGUCUUCUCGCCAGUGGGGACCUAUAUACCUGCAGCUGCUGCCUGGAGCUCUACUACAGUUGUUUUACGAGAAGGGCCUGGAGAAACCCUUCAAAGAAUUUCAGCUUCAUGCUUACUGCUGCCUGUCAGGUCCCAAACUAGAGAGUUACGGCGAACCGCGCAAGAUCGCUACAAUGAAGGUUGAGCAUGUGUCGUAUGUCGAAAGAAAACGCUAUCACCCAAAACAUGAGGUAACACACGAAGCAGAAGCGGAGCAACUUUUGAAGUUUGGCACCACUGAAUAUGGUGACAUAGAGGACCUGCUGGCGUCUAUUGAAGAAGAGCUCAUGCGGUUACCAGCAGCGCACCAACAGCACAAACACUAUGAAGAACAGGAGCUGUUUUUGGACAUCUCUGACCAUAUCUGGAUGCGACAGGAUAAAGAUGGAGAUGUUGUCGAAUGCACGUCCAUCACACGAAUUCACUGCUUAGCUUUCUUGAACGGUGCACCAGAGUGCUUCUUGGCACUGAAUGACCUUGGACUUCUUAAACAUUCUCCUACGUAUGGUUCAGAUGAUGAUGAUGAGCCCUGGAUGGAGAUCACAGAUUACCAUUUUCACCAGUGUGUAAGAAAAGCAGAGUUUCUACAUCAGCGGCUGAUUAAAUUCUGUCUCCCUGACGCUUGUCGGGUGGAGCUCAUGCGCUACAAGACCGCGUCCCUCAAUUGCGAGAAAUUGCCCCUGUCCGUUAAAGCUGUGGUGACUGUGCAGGGUGCCUGUGUUGAGCUGCAGGUCUUCCUCAAUGUCCCAUUGAGUUUCCCAUCAUCUGAAAGAACUUCAGAGACAUUCUGUGAAAACAUUUCUAUGCAGAUACCAUUUCCAGGUGAUUGGGUUAAAGUGCCCAACAGUGGGUCACUGCUGCGACAGAAAUCCCUCAAGGCUCGCAUGAACAGAAAUGCAUGCUUGGGCUCGGCACACGUUGCAGAAUCUCACUCUGUCAUGCAGGUGUCUGUUGGCACAGCAAAAUAUGAGAAUGUGUACGGAGCCAUUGUGUGGAGAAUUGACAGACUUCCUCAGAAGAAUGUUGCUGUGGAUCAGCUUCAGUCGUUUGUGUAUAAAUUGGAACUGGCAUCAGAUCAGGAGAUUCCUGCCGAUUGGUUCCCGUUUGUCACAGUUGAGUGUGAGGUUGUCGAUGCUGUGGUUUCCCACACUAGGGUGAAGUCAGUGGGCACAGUUUGUGACAUUCAGCCCCAGAAACAUGUCAACAGCAGAACAUACUAUCACUGCCAGGUGGAAAUCCAUAAGAAGCUGAUUGAGGCCGAAUCGCUGAAGCAAACGAGUUGUGCAGCACAGUGAUGGAGGAUAUCUUCAGAAGUAAAAACAUCAAAGACUGAUGUUGCUUGCAUUGAUUUUUCAAGCUGUAUAGUAUAUAAUUAAACAUGUAAAAAGCAAUGAAUUACAGAUUUGCUUUUAUUGUAGUAUUGUUUUUUUUCCAAUUAUUUUAUAAAGCCUCUGUACUCCAAAGCCUUCAUUUCAUUAAGUAAAUGUAUACAUUUUAUACCGUAAAAAUAAUGCAACUUUAUAUUGUUUUCAUACAAUAACUUUUAAACAUUUGUGUUGGUUUAGUAAGUUAGAGUAUUGCUGCACUUUACCCCAAGUUCCUAAAAAAAUGUAGUUUUAGCAGAAAAUAUUGUCUAUAAUGUUUUUUAGCAUUAUAGUACAGUCAUACAUUUAUGAUUUAUGCAACUAUUGAUAUGUUUUGAUCAAUCUUAAUUAUUAUAAGAAAUGUAUAUACUGUAUUAAAGGAAAGCAGAAUCCUCAGAAACAUGUUCUUCUAGAACUGCGUACAUAUAUAUGAAUAGCUGCUUAAGAUUACAUACCAAAAAAGUUA